GUAGUGCAUGGUGUUUCCAUUUAACUAUGACACUUCUAGGGGUCCUCGCCUUGCUCCUCCACGUGGCAUCUGGUGACUCUGUCAAGGCCAUCUCUGGUUUCCAUGGAGAGGCUGUAACCUUGGACUCAGGAGCCAACCCAUCAUGGAAUAUCUCAACGAUCGAGUGGUCAAUACUCAGCAACAACACUUUUAUUGCAACCUAUCGCAGUGGCCAGACAAGUAUUAACCGCUUCUGGCGAUACAAGGACAGACUGAGUCUCAACACAGCUACAGGUGAUUUGACCAUAAGGAAUUUGUCAGAAGAAGAUGCCAUCGAAUACAAUCUAUAUCUCAUAUACAGAAAUACACAGAAGCUGCGAUCAAAGACCAAGCUCACAGUGGCACGACGCAUCCAGAAACCCCAUCUCCGUAAACUCUUCAGUGGGCUUGUGGAGGAAACCUGUAUGAUAGUCAUGGACUGCUCCUCUGAAGGCAAGGCCAUUGAGUUCUCCUGGCAGGCUCAGCCUUACUCUUCUAUGAGACAAAGCGUCGGCAAAAACAGCUCAGUGUUGGUCCUCAGUGUUCAGGAUGAGGUCAAUGUCACCUGCACGGUCCGCAACGGUGUAGAGAACGCCUCUGCAGUUGACACAGUGCGGUGUUCUGAAGACAAGCCUAAACCAGGACCGGAGAAAGGAGGUUGCUCCACUGGUGUUGUUGUGGUAUUCAUCUUUGUGACUUUCAUGGUAUUUUGUGGCGGAUUUUGUCUUGGGCGGGUGUACAAGACAAGUUCACUUGAUGAAUGCAUUUCAAAAGCAUUUCGGCGAGAGAGCAACAAACAAGGAGGCCAGGAUGCACCACAGGGCGAUCUUGGCAACAAUAAUGACAAACAAGGAGGCCCAGUUUGAAGUUUUCUCACCAAAAGGACAUCUGAUUGUAGAAGAGGACAGGGAAAAGAAACCACGAGAGAUAUUGAUCACAGUAGU
Molecule: messenger RNA, 962 nt
Organism: Myripristis murdjan (pinecone soldierfish)
Lineage: Eukaryota; Metazoa; Chordata; Actinopteri; Holocentriformes; Holocentridae
Exons: 6
Coding region: 27-884 (285 amino acids)
Cellular component (GO): cell-cell junction; membrane
Source: RefSeq, a predicted model, not a curated record